Phytophthora infestans T30-4 is the source of this 1425-nucleotide messenger RNA. RefSeq names its product vacuolar-processing enzyme, putative. Gene Ontology annotation, biological process: vacuolar protein processing. Gene Ontology annotation, molecular function: cysteine-type endopeptidase activity. The record is from RefSeq and is a predicted model, not a curated record. The coding region runs from base 1 to 1425 and encodes 474 amino acids. The transcript has a single exon. NCBI's taxonomy places the organism in Eukaryota, Oomycota, Peronosporomycetes, Peronosporales, Peronosporaceae.
AUGGGUUCUCUGGCCAUUUUAUCCGUGACGCUUCUGAGCGCCCUCUUGACGCUUUCCCUAGUCCAUGCCGAGCACUGGGCCGUCAUCGUGUCUGGCUCCAACGGAUACAGCAACUACCGGCACCAGUCGGACGCUUGCCACGCCUACCACAUCGUUCGACGCCACGGUAUCCCGGCCGAGAACGUGGUGCUCAUGAUGUACGACGACGUGGCAUGGCAUGAGAGCAAUCCAUACCGAGGACAGCUCUACAACAAGCCCACGACCAAGAACGCAUCACACGGGGCUGUACAGCCCGUGGACGUGUACAAGGGCUGUAACAUCGACUUCCGUGGGGUUGAAGUGACCCCUGAAACGUUUUUGAACGUACUGACAGGCAACAGCUCUGGCGCCUUCAAUAAGAAUGUGCUCAACAGCACGGAAGACGACCGAGUGUUCAUCAACUUCAUUGACCACGGAUCACGCGGCAACAUUUACUUCCCGAACAUGAAGCCGCUCACGGCUUCGAGACUUAAACAGGCCAUGCGGACCAUGCACGACAAGAAAAUGUACAAGGAACUCGUGUUUUACAUGGAAGCCUGCGAGUCGGGCUCGAUGUUCUCGGACAGCUUCUUAAAGAGUAUCAACGCCUAUGUGACAACGGCUGCCAACGGCUUCGAGUCUUCGUGGGCUGCCUACUGCCCUCCGUUGGACGAGGUGAAUGGUGAGCGCAUCGGCUCGUGUCUUGGAGAUCUGUACUCUGUCAAUUGGAUGGAGGACAGCGAUCUGACGGACUUGUCGGGGGAGACUUUAACAACGCAGUUCCACCGAGUUAAGAAUGCGACUACUAAGAGCCACGUCAAGUCGUUUGGGGUGUCGAAACUCACUCACGAGAUCGUCGGCAACUACCAGUCCACAUACGACAAGAGUUACAAUGGCGAUGACUCUGGCAGUGAUGAUACUGAGCUUCUGUCGACCAUUGCAGCUCACGGCACGACAUCUGCUGUCCAGAGCGCUGUAGACGCUCGCGACGUGGACCUGGUCGUUGCGUUCUACCGCUAUAUGCGUGCUUCCCCAGGAAAAGAUCGACGUGGUCUUGCGGACGAUCUCACGGCGAUAAUCCACGCUCGUGAAGCUGCGGACGAGGUGUUUGAGACCAUCAAGGCUCUAUACGAGCAGCAGACCAAAGCUGCUCUACUUCAAGUUGAAGAGCCCAAGAACUUCGAGUGCCAAGCAGAAAUCACCCGCACUUUCGAGACUUCUUGCUCUUUUACUGGCGGACUCACCAGCUACAGCCUCAAGUAUGUUGGCACAUUGACGGAUAUCUGCGAGUCGGGGUUGCCGCAAGAAGAAAUGGCGUCCAUCGUGCGCAAAGCUUGCGUAGUGGUGGAGAACCGUCAAAUGGCGGGAAAUGGUGUUUUCGACACCAAUGUAGCCAUGUUAGGCUGA